GUGAUAGCCGGAAAGUCAUACGAACUAGGUAGGUAACCUGCAACCUAGCAAACUCUCUCCAGCUUUUCUCAACUUUGCACCACCCACAUCCAUCAAUGAUCACGGUAAAGGACAAAUAAGACAAGACAAUUGUACAUGCGACACGAAAUGCACUGUCAAUAAUAACACCAACAUUUCUCUAAAACACCCCUCACCUCCUAUCCGCCACCGAUUAAGGGCUGGGCUGUCUUUUCAUAGUAAUUAUUCAUCUUCCCUGGGAAGGAAGCCAAGGAGCAUCGAAAGAGAAAGAAACUUGAAAUCACCGCUCAGCCAAUCGAUUUAUAUCAUACUAGUUUACAGACAUCAUCACCAUGUCAACCACCAGAAGAAGAAGAGGGGCACAGAAAGAAUUUGAGGCUGUAGAGGAAAAAGCACCUGAAUCUCCAAUAGCGCCGGACUCUCUGAUCCGCCCCGAUGACUCGCGGCGGUACUGGUCCGGGAUUGAUGCCGACGUCAACGGCAUGCUAGGCGGGUACCCGGGCGUCUCGCGCAUCGACCUACUGGGCUCUAAGGGCUUCCUGUCUAAGAUCGGGCUCGGCCGCAAACAGCAGGGUGUCAAGACCAUCAACGCGGCUUUGGAGGGCGGCGCUGGAAUCGGACGCAUCACCCAAGGUCUACUCCUAGACAUCGCAGAGACAGUCGACGUGGUCGAGCCCAUCGCCAAGUUUACCGCCGCGCUUGAGGGUCGCCCGGGCGUCGGCCAGAUCUACAAUGUCGGCCUUGAAGAAUGGCGGCCCGAUCCAACAACCACGUACGACCUGGUCUGGAACCAGUGGUGUCUUGGCCAUCUGACUGACCACCAGCUUGAGGCGUAUCUACGGCGAUGCAGCGCCGCGCUGAGUGUCGACGAUGACGGACAGGCGAAGGGCGUCAUCGUUGUGAAGGAGAACCUGAGUACGUCCGAAGAAGACUUAUUCGAUGAAAUCGAUAGCAGUGUUACGCGACUGGAUGAAACAUUUAGACGAAUCUUCGAAGAGGCCGGACUGCGUAUCAUCCGCACGGAGCUGCAGCAUGGGUUCCCCCAUGAGCUAUAUCCCGUGCGCAUGUAUGCACUGAAGCCCAAGGCGACUUGAUUCGUUCAUGAAGGGGCUAAAAAGAAAAAAUAAAGAAGAAAAAAAAGGAAAAUUGCACAAAUUCAUACUUACCUAGUAGUACCUAGUAAUACUGUGCUUUUGACACUCCGUAUCAUGACAUCUAUAACCAUUUAGGUUAGGUAGGUAGGUACCUAAGUAGGCAUAUAAUCUAGUGCUCUAGCUCAUGUAAACCUCGUAAAUACCUGCCUGCCUGCCUACCUGCCUACCCUACCCUACCUAAUCCUUCUUUCUUGCCUACCUAUCUACCAAUAGGUGCCCAGAUAGGUAUCUAUUUCCAAGCAUCCCGGGCCCUCGUCCACCACAACCACAAGCCACAAGCCACCACCAGCCCACCAAAACCAUCCAUGAAACCAUAA
Hypoxylon fragiforme is the source of this 1489-nucleotide messenger RNA. Its product is annotated as alpha-N-methyltransferase NTM1. Gene Ontology annotation, biological process: N-terminal protein amino acid methylation. NCBI's taxonomy places the organism in Eukaryota, Fungi, Ascomycota, Sordariomycetes, Xylariales, Hypoxylaceae. The transcript is spliced from 4 exons. Gene Ontology annotation, cellular component: cytoplasm. The coding region runs from base 351 to 1112 and encodes 253 amino acids. Gene Ontology annotation, molecular function: N-terminal protein N-methyltransferase activity. The record is from RefSeq and is a predicted model, not a curated record.